Messenger RNA from Mercenaria mercenaria, 643 nucleotides. RefSeq lists its product as uncharacterized. The record is from RefSeq and is a predicted model, not a curated record. Bases 278 to 601 code for a protein of 107 amino acids. Lineage: Eukaryota; Metazoa; Mollusca; Bivalvia; Venerida; Veneridae. The transcript has 2 exons.
CAUGGGCAAGACACAAGAUGGUACAUCUGCGUCGGUCUACAUACACAUUUUGUGAAAGUGAUUAAAUUGCUUCUUAAUGUGGAUAUCAAAGUAUAUCGUAAUAAUUAUGUGAUAUUACAUUUAUUUCAAGAGAUGGGUGUUCUGCUUCUGGCAAACACUUUUGAAUGUGUCCAUCAACACUACCAAUGGUGUUGAAAGGCAGCAUUGCUUGCUGAAACAGCAAUAUCUGAAGGAACAUGGUUUUGGCGGAACAUCAGCUUCACUCAUUACAAUUUUGAUGAAGAAGUUUCUUCCUGACAUGAAGAAUAGAUAUAUCCAAAAGAAUGUACAAGCUCUUGAUCAGUGCAAGCAGUUUUCACAACACAUGCCAGAGUUCCUCAAAAACAGGCCAAGGAAAUUUGUCACUCACUGUCUUGAUAGAAUUCCUCCAAAGGUAGAAGAAAUUGAUGGUAAUAAAAUGCAGAAGCAGAAUUCAACUCCACUGCAGUUCUUGGCCUCCAACCCAUCUGGUAAUGAUUACACAGUUACCUAUGAGUGUGAUAUUCCUGUAUGCUCUUGUCCAGACUUUUCAAGUUUCACUGGCCUUGUAAGCAUGUUUUAGCUGUGUUCUCAAAGUUUCCAGAACAUGGUUGGGAAAGCUUAA